AUGACACCCGUCUCGUUGCCGUCAUUGCGUCGAGAGCCCGUGGGAGCGCUAACUGUGCGCGUGCCUCGUCUGCAUCCGUUCUCCUCUGCGGCCAAAGCGCGAUCUUCCAUGCCCGUCGACUCGAUGCCCGUGUCAGAUGUGAUGCCAACAGUACUGCCCAACUCGGUAUGCCCACAGCAAUCUGAGCUCGCGUGGCGCUCUUCGUUGACGACCGAUCAGAUUGCUGCGAUUGCGAUUGCGCAGCAAGAGACGGCAAAGGCAUUGCGGGGUCGAAGCAAGACCAAACCGUCGUGGUCGCCAUCGCAUUGCCUUCUGUCCGAUGCAACGACUCCAGAGGACUGGAAGAAGAAGCGCAGGAAGGAGCAGUGCCGCAUCAAUCAGGCCAACUAUAGGAAACGCAAACGGUGCUACGAACAAACAGUGGGGCACGAGAUCUCGGCCCUGAAACAGGAGAUCGAGCGGCUACGGACGUGCCAAGCUGCGAAGCUGGUGCAAAGGCAACCGAGCGCUGCUCAGUCCAUUGGCGACUUUUACUACGCGGUGGGUGCCGAAGGCGGACAGCAGAGACUCGACUCGCGGGCUUUUCGGCUCGAAGACGGUCGCCUUCCAGCACUGCACUGUCUAUUGGAACUCCAGCGAGAAGAGUUUGACUCGGUCGACUUGUUCAAGUUACACUGGCUCUACUACUGCAAGCAGUUUCGGGCGUUCCAGCUCUCCAUCACGUCGUGUGAGCGCCUGGAAGCAGACCAGCACGUGAUCAUUCGAGUCACAGGCCAGCUCCAGAUGGAUAUCGACGGCGGUGCGCAGCAGCAGCGGAGUGGAAAGAGUCUGUGCUACGGCUUGAUCACGUACCCCAUCACGCAGCAGUUUGAAUUUCGAGAGGACGAGCAGGUGAUCACUCGCAUCACGUCGGAGGUGGAUCUUGUUGGUGGCAUUGCAGCCAUUCAGAAACGGAAUGUCCCGUACUGUACACUGAGCGUCCUGCGGUACCUCUCCGAGACCUUUAUUGCGCUCGAACCGUUGCCGUAG
This is a messenger RNA of Hyaloperonospora brassicae, 1029 nucleotides long. The record is from the annotation of a GenBank genome assembly. NCBI's taxonomy places the organism in Eukaryota, Oomycota, Peronosporomycetes, Peronosporales, Peronosporaceae.